Molecule: messenger RNA, 10316 nt
Organism: Xenopus tropicalis (tropical clawed frog)
Lineage: Eukaryota; Metazoa; Chordata; Amphibia; Anura; Pipidae
Gene: scn1a
Product: sodium channel, voltage gated, type I alpha subunit
Exons: 27
Coding region: 564-6626 (2020 amino acids)
Biological process (GO): monoatomic ion transmembrane transport; sodium ion transmembrane transport; transmembrane transport
Cellular component (GO): membrane; plasma membrane; voltage-gated sodium channel complex
Molecular function (GO): monoatomic cation channel activity; voltage-gated sodium channel activity; monoatomic ion channel activity
Source: RefSeq, a predicted model, not a curated record
UUUCAGUAGUCUCAACAAGCGCUGUGCAAACCAAUAACGCUGAAGGGGUGGGAAUAGCACAGAGACAGUGCUCAUCUGCCUGGGAGGCACCUUUUAUCUCUCUGCCUCCUGCUUACCCCUAGCCCAGCUAUUGUUUUCAUUCACAGCCCCCUCCUGCCCCUGGAAAGGUGUCUGGCUUUGUCAUUGACGCUGCUGCUGCUGCUGUUUGUCUUGCUGCUGCCGCUGCGUUCUGUCGUGUGCGACGUUUUCCCUUCCUCCUCCUUCUAUAGCUGCCACUGACAGGAUCCAGGAGGGACACGCCUGGCACAAGCGGGACACAGAACGCAUCUCGCUGGAGGGGAGGGGGAAUAAAAAAAAACACACACACAGACUGAAGAGGAGAGAAAAUCGUGAAAACCCAUCCAGCUGUGGAAUAAAACACUUACAGUCGUCUGGAUGGACCGAACCUAGAAGCUCUGCUUUCCCCCGAUCCAGAGGGAGGCGAGGAGAGCGCAUCGUCUGUCUGCUGGGAUUUCCAUUAUGAAAGGAGCUAAGCAGUAAAUUAAAAGGUGCAGGAUGAAAAGAUGGCGCAGGCACGACUUGUACCACCCGGACCUGACAGCUUCCGCUACUUUUCCAGGGAAUCUCUUGAAGCUAUCGAGAAGCGCAUCGCAGAGGAAAAAGCUAAAAAGCCCAAACAGGAACACAGAGAUGAUGACGAUGACAAUGGUCCCAAGCCAAGCAGUGACUUGGAAGCAGGCAAAAGUCUGCCAUUUAUAUAUGGAGACAUACCUCCGGGAAUGGUAUCAGAGCCACUGGAGGACCUAGAUCCAUAUUACAUGAACCAGAAAACUUUUAUAGUAUUGAAUAGAGGGAAGGCAAUCUUCCGCUUCAGUGCCACAUCUGCCUUGUACAUUUUAACUCCUUUCAAUCCUCUUAGAAAAGUAGCUAUUAAGGUUUUAGUACAUUCAUUAUUCAGCAUGCUCAUUAUGUGCACUAUUCUGACCAACUGCGUCUUCAUGACAAUGAGCAAUCCUCCGGAAUGGACCAAGAAUGUAGAGUACACAUUCACUGGGAUUUAUACUUUCGAAUCUCUUAUAAAAAUUCUUGCAAGAGGUUUCUGUUUAGAAAAAUUUACCUUUCUCCGAGACCCAUGGAACUGGCUGGAUUUCAGUGUCAUCGUGAUGGCGUAUGUAACAGAAUUUGUAAACCUAGGCAAUGUUUCAGCUCUUCGAACUUUCAGAGUAUUGAGAGCUUUGAAAACUAUUUCUGUAAUUCCAGGCCUGAAGACUAUCGUGGGCGCACUGAUUCAGUCGGUGAAGAAGCUUUCGGAUGUCAUGAUUCUCACAGUGUUUUGCCUCAGUGUGUUUGCACUAAUAGGACUGCAGCUUUUCAUGGGGCACCUAAGGAAUAAAUGUUUGCAAUGGCCACCAAUUGACUAUUUCCCUUUAAUAAAUAUUCCUCCUAUCCUGAAUGGCACAAUGAACAUACAUGACCCUUUUGGUAACACGACUAACAGCACAUUUGACUGGGAGGAAUAUAUUACAGAUAAAAAUCAUUUUUACAAACUGGAAGGACAGAAAGACUUCUUGCUCUGUGGUAACUCCUCAGAUUCAGGUCAAUGCCCAAAAGGAUAUAUUUGUGUAAAGACCGGCAAAAACCCUAAUUAUGGUUAUACAAGCUUUGACACCUUCAGUUGGGCAUUUUUGUCUCUCUUUCGCUUAAUGACCCAAGACUACUGGGAGAAUUUGUACCAACUGACACUACGAGCUGCUGGUAAAACCUACAUGAUCUUUUUUGUGCUGGUGAUUUUCCUGGGUUCUUUCUACUUGGUCAACUUAAUCUUGGCUGUGGUGGCCAUGGCUUAUGAAGAGCAGAAUCAGGCAACUUUGGAGGAAGCAGAGCAGAAAGAGGCAGAAUUCCAGCAGAUGCUUGAACAGCUGAAAAAACAACAAGAAGAAGCACAGGCGGCAGCUGUAGCAGCAUUAAACAUGUCUAGAGAGUACAGCGAAGACGGUGGAUUUGGACCCCUCUCCGAAAGCUCCUCCGAGGCCUCAAAAUUAAGCUCAAAAAGUGCCAAAGACAGAAGAAACAGGAAAAAGAAAAGAAAACAAAAAGAACUUGGUGAAGAAUAUGAAAAGGGGGAUGACGAGAAGUUUCCAAAGUCUGAAUCAGAAACAAGCAUCAAAAGGAAAGGGUUCCGUUUCUCUAUAGAAGGAAACCGGCUGACUUAUGAAAAUAAGUUUUCUUCCCCACACCAGUCACUGUUGAGCAUCCGAGGAUCUUUGUUCUCACCAAGGCGAAACAGCAGAGCAAGCUUGUUCAGUUUUAGAAAUCGAGCAAAGGAUGUAGGUUCAGAAAAUGACUUUGCAGAUGAUGAGCACAGCACAUUUGAGGACAAUGAGAGCCGAAGGGGCUCUUUGUUUGUUCCAAACAGACAUGGAGAACGAAGGAACAGUAAUAUAAGUCAAGUCAGUAAGUCAUCCAAGACCAUGACAGUGCUUCCAGCAAAUGGGAAGAUGCACAGCACGGUGGAUUGCAAUGGAGUGGUCUCUCUACUUGGUGGCCCGUCUGUUCCGACUUCUCCCGUGGGAUUGCUUCUGCCAGAGGUGAUAGUAGAUAAGCCAGCUUCUGAUGACAAUGGCACAACUACAGAGACAGAAAUCCGAAAAAGAAAGUCAAGUUGUUACCAAGUUCCCAUGGAUCUGCUAGAAGACCCGACAGCUAGACAAAGAGCUCUGAGUGUUGCCAGUAUUUUGACCAACACAGUAGAAGAACUUGAAGAGUCCAGACAGAAAUGCCCCCCAUGCUGGUAUAAAUUUGCAAACACUUUUCUUAUUUGGGACUGCUGCGAAAAUUGGCUUACGGUAAAGCACAUUGUGAAAUUAAUUGUGAUGGACCCAUUCGUUGACCUAGCAAUUACCAUCUGCAUUGUUUUAAAUACAUUGUUUAUGGCCAUGGAACAUUACCCGAUGACCAAGGAAUUCAAUGAUGUUCUGUCUAUAGGAAACUUGGUUUUUACAGGAAUCUUUACAGCUGAAAUGGUUUUUAAGCUCAUCGCCCUAGAUCCAUAUUAUUAUUUUCAAGAGGGCUGGAACAUAUUCGAUGGCAUAAUUGUCAGCCUUAGUUUAAUGGAGUUGGGCCUUGCCAACGUGGAAGGGCUUUCAGUACUUCGAUCAUUCCGACUGCUCCGUGUGUUUAAGUUGGCAAAAUCCUGGCCUACACUGAACAUGCUGAUAAAGAUCAUUGGCAAUUCUGUAGGCGCUUUGGGGAACCUGACUCUGGUGUUGGCCAUCAUCGUCUUUAUUUUUGCCGUGGUUGGGAUGCAGCUGUUUGGUAAAAGUUACAAGGAAUGUGUCUGCAAAAUUGCAGAAAACUGUGAGCUUCCUCGCUGGCAUAUGAACGACUUCUUCCACUCCUUCCUUAUUGUGUUCCGAGUUUUGUGUGGGGAAUGGAUUGAAACCAUGUGGGAUUGUAUGGAAGUUGCAGGACAAUCUAUGUGCCUCCUUGUAUUUAUGCUGGUGAUGGUUAUUGGAAACUUAGUGGUUUUGAAUUUGUUCCUGGCCUUGCUUCUGAGCUCCUUUAGCUCAGACAACCUCACAGCCACAGAUGAUGACAACGAAAUGAACAAUCUCCAGAUUGCUGUGGGAAGGAUUCAAAGGGGAAUAGAUUAUGUCAAAAAAACAAUUCGAGAAUGCAUCCAGAAAGCUUUUGUUAAGAAGCAAAAAGGUCUAGAUGAAAUCAAACCACUGGAGGAACUUCACAACAAAAGGGAAAGCUGCUUAUUCAACCAUAACGCAGUCGAAAUAAAUAAAGUCCUUGAUUAUCACAAAGGAGACAAUGGGACAACUAGUGGAGUAGGCAGCAGUGUUGAGAAGUACAUUAUCGAUGAGAACGAUUAUAUGUCAUUUAUACACAACCCUAGCCUAACCGUAACGGUGCCCAUAGCGGUUGGGGAAUCGGAUUUCGAGAAUCUGAAUACAGAAGACUUCAGCAGUGAGUCUGACCUGGAAGAAAGUAAAGAGAAGCUAAAUAUGACCAGUUCAUCUGAAGGCAGCACUGUUGAUAUCAGGCCACCAGGGGUAGUGGCGGAAGGAGAGGGGGAACCAAUAGAUAUAGAAUCUGAGGAAGCUCUGGAACCAGAUGCCUGUUUUACAGAAGGAUGUGUCAAGAGAUUUCCAAUUUGUUAUGUCAAUAUUGAGGAAAACAAAGGGAAGCUAUGGUGGACAUUUAGGAAAACCUGCUAUACCAUUGUUGAACAUAACUGGUUUGAAACCUUUAUUAUCUUUAUGAUUCUUCUCAGCAGUGGCGCUCUGGCCUUUGAAGACAUCUACAUUGAACAACGAAAAACAAUUAAGACUAUGUUGGAAUAUGCAGAUAAAGUCUUCACCUACAUAUUCAUCCUAGAAAUGCUUUUGAAAUGGGUGGCGUAUGGUUUUGUGAAAUAUUUCACCAAUGCCUGGUGCUGGCUGGACUUCCUGAUUGUUGAUGUCUCUCUUGUUAGCUUAGUAGCUAAUGCACUGGGAUAUUCAGAACUAGGUGCUAUUAAGUCUCUUAGGACACUAAGGGCACUGAGACCUUUAAGAGCCCUCUCUCGGUUUGAAGGAAUGAGGGUGGUUGUGAAUGCCCUAAUUGGCGCUAUUCCAUCCAUCAUGAACGUGCUGCUCGUUUGUCUUAUAUUCUGGCUGAUUUUCAGUAUCAUGGGGGUAAAUCUAUUUGCUGGCAAAUAUUACCAUUGUGUCAACACAACAACUGGUGAAAUGUUGCUUGAUACUCAAGUUAACAACCGAUCUGAUUGUCUACAUUUGAAUGAAAGUGCCCGCUGGAAGAACGUCAAAGUGAAUUUUGACAACGUAGGUGCUGGAUACCUUGCACUGCUUCAAGUGGCAACAUUUAAAGGCUGGAUGGAUAUUAUGUAUGCCGCAGUUGACUCAAGAAAGGUAGAAGAGCAGCCACGAUACGAAGACAACCUUUAUAUGUACUUAUACUUUGUUAUCUUCAUCAUCUUUGGCUCCUUCUUCACUCUCAACCUUUUCAUUGGUGUUAUUAUUGACAACUUCAACCAGCAGAAGAAAAAGUUUGGAGGUCAGGACAUCUUUAUGACAGAGGAACAAAAGAAAUAUUAUAAUGCAAUGAAAAAGCUUGGAUCAAAGAAACCCCAAAAGCCCAUCCCUCGACCACCAAAUAAAUACCAAGGCCUAGUCUUUGAUUUUGUGACAAAACAAGCAUUCGACAUCAUCAUCAUGAUCCUUAUCUGUCUUAACAUGGUAACAAUGAUGAUUGAAACAGAUGAACAAAGUCAAGACAUGGAAAACAACCUGUAUUGGAUCAAUUUGGUCUUUAUUAUUCUUUUCACUGGUGAAUGUAUUCUCAAAAUAAUCUCUCUGCGCCAUUAUUACUUCACCAUCGGCUGGAAUAUCUUUGAUUUUGUUGUUGUCAUUCUCUCCAUUGUAGGUAUGUUCUUGGCGGACAUGAUUGAAAAAUAUUUUGUUUCCCCGACAUUAUUCAGAGUUAUUCGACUUGCUCGAAUUGGGAGAAUUUUGCGUCUCAUCAAGGGAGCAAAGGGUAUUCGUACGUUGCUGUUUGCCUUGAUGAUGUCACUCCCUGCGUUGUUCAAUAUUGGUCUCUUGCUUUUCUUGGUAAUGUUUAUUUACGCUAUUUUUGGAAUGUCCAAUUUUGCCUAUGUGAAGAAAGAGUCUGGCAUUGAUGACAUGUUCAAUUUUGAAACUUUUGGAAACAGCAUGAUCUGCUUGUUCCAGAUCACCACAUCAGCUGGGUGGGAUGGUUUAUUGGCACCCAUUCUUAACAGUGGCGCACCAGACUGUGACCCACAAAUGGAGCAUCCUGGAAGCUCUGUGAAAGGUGAUUGUGGCAAUCCAUCAGUUGGGAUUUUCUUUUUUGUUAGUUAUAUAAUAAUAUCAUUUUUAGUGGUGGUAAACAUGUAUAUUGCUGUUAUUUUGGAAAACUUCAGUGUUGCUACUGAAGAAAGUGCUGAACCACUUGGAGAAGAUGACUUUGAAAUGUUUUAUGAGGUUUGGGAAAAGUUUGAUCCUGAUGCCACGCAGUUUAUAGAAUAUAGCAAGUUAUCUAAUUUUGCUGAUGCUCUGGAUCCACCCCUACGCAUAGCUAAACCCAAUAGAGUUCAGCUAAUUGCUAUGGAUCUCCCGAUGGUAAGUGGAGACAGAAUUCACUGCCUAGACAUUCUGUUUGCCUUUACAAAGCGUGUCUUGGGUGAAGGUGAUGAAAUGGAUGCUUUACGGUUACCAAUGGAAGAGCGUUUUAUGGCAUCCAAUCCUUCAAAAGCCUCUUAUGAACCAAUUACAUCCACGUUACGACGAAAGCAAGAGGAAUUGUCUGUCGUUAUUAUUCAGCGCUGUUUCAGGAAGUAUCUAUUAAGAAAAACAAUUAAAAAGGCUUCUUAUUUAUAUAAGAAAGAAAAACUUGGAGUAAAUAGCUUGCCCAUUAAAGAAGACAUGGUUAUUGACAAGCUUAAUGGAAAUUCCACCACAGAGAAGACAGACAUGACUCCCUCUACCACUUCACCUCCAUCUUACGAUAGCGUGACAAAGCCAGAAAAAGAGAAACAUGAAAAGGACAAAGCUGAAAAGGAAAACAAAAGCAAAGAUGCCAGGGAAAAUAAAAAAUGAAACUGCACAUUUUCAUUUUGCGUGAUAUAUUGUUUACAGCCUGUGAAGAUGACCCAUUUGUGUCAACAGGACUCCUGUAGGAGAUCUAUGCCAAACUGACAGUUGUAACAUAUAUUUACUCAAGGUCAGUGCCUCUAAGACAGUGACCUCUUGUCAAGUGAUAGUAUAACAACCUUGACUGGUGGUUACUGUUUUCAUAACCAGUUGACACUUUACAUAUGGAGAGUCAUGAUGGCUCCUUCACCUGUUGGGACCAGUUAAGGGAAUGCAAACCUAUAAUGUUUGUGUGUUUCACAUAAAACACUGUAGUACAAUACUCGUGUCCACUGUUUGCAUUUCCACUGCCACACUUGCCAUAUGUUUACAAAGAAAGUGUGUUAGUGAAUUAACCAUUUUUAUUUCAUUUGUAGACUGUUUAUUUAUAUAUAUGUGACUAUUUUUGUAAAUGGGUUUUACAGUAAGUCGGGUUAGUGCAAACUUUCAAGGGGAAAUGGUAAGGCUAGGUAGAACAGAGAUGACCACACACUGUAUAUGUGAUGAUGGAAAACAUAGAAAUGCACACAGCUUCUAUAUCUAGAAAAGUAACAACAGUCACUCCCAACUUACUAGAGCACAUAGGCACCAUAAUGCAUCCCAAAUCAGCAAAUGCCCCCAUUUUUUCUACCAUUAAAUAUAUUAAAAUUAUUAAUUUCCAGAUAAUAGCAAUAUAUUUUAAUACCCCUCUUAUAGCCACAAUUAUUUAAUGCCCAGCAAAUGAAAGUAUGUUAUGUUUUAUAGUUUAUAAAUUAUGUUGCAUAGUUAUAUCUCACCAAGGGUGAAACUCACAAAUGGGCCCUAGAAAAGAUUAAAUAUAUCCAAUAAAACUGAGAGCAAAAUGUAUUAUUUUUAUGACUAGGAAUGAAACAUUAUGAAAGGUGACAUUUCAAUGGAGUGCAUAUAUUAAGAUCAAAAAGUUUACAGAGAAAUAAUAAAUAUAGUAUAAAUAAUGAUUAAACUUUAUCAACAAGUGCAAUGAAGGUUUGUUUAAUGAUUAACAAAGUGAUGCGAGGAGACCUACUAUGUUUUAUAUAUGACUACUAUAUGGUUAGAAAGCUAUAAUGGUUCACCUGAAAAUGUUAGCCUUCAAAACAAUCCUGCGAAAAGAAAAAAAAGCAUAUCUAUAUUCAGAACCUGGUAAUGAAUAGUCACAGUCAAAAAACAAGGGCAGUGGAUCAUCCAUGCAAUUUAAGAAGCCUUUGGUAUAACCUCUUCCACCAUUGUAUCUUUUCAUAGUUGAGGUUUGCUCCAAAUAUUUUAGAAAUUUGGGAAAUUCAUGACAUGCUUAUUAAAUCUGGAUUAUGUGGGUUACUGCUGUUUUGAUCCAACAUUUUAUGUUGACAAGUCACGUAUUGAUAUAACCUGAAGGUAUGCACCACUAAGUUGAAGGUACGUCCAACUGAAAUACUACAAUGACACUUAAGCGUGAAACUAAUGAAUUCACACGAGGAGUAAGGGAAACUUAUGAUAAUAAAUGGGUGUCUUCCCUGUGCGACUGUAAUAAUCUGUGGCUUAAAUGCUGAACAAAAUUUCUGUGUAUCACUGUGUCCAAAAUUGAUGGUGUCCUUUCAUUUAGUUUGUGUUGCACAAUAAAAAUGAAUGGUGCAUUACAAAUGUUCCAAGUCGGUCAGUAAUAAAUACCAGUGUUUUGAUAAUAUAUUAACAGCUUGUCUAUAAUGUACUCUAUAGAUACUUAAUACGUUUGGUGUCUAUUAAGUUCAUCAAGCGUUGCCACCACACAGGGUCUCUAUAGGUUCUGCUGGUCGAUAACUUACAUUGAACUGAACCAUUUUGUCAAAUAAAGUAUAUAAAGAAUAUUUCACAUAGGGUAAAACAUUUAGACAUGGGGAGAGUAUCUGUUACGAGGUCCCAUAUUCUAAUAAUUGGCAUGUCAUAUGUAUACAUAAGUAUUUUGUUCAGCCCUUUAUUAAAUAUUUUAAUUCAGUUCCCUUUUCAAUAACCAUAAAACCAUCCGUGCGUUUCAAAGUGUAUAUAAUGUUAAUAUUUUACAUUUGACAACAUGGGUCUGAUAAUCCUGACCUUAUAGUCCAUAGAAUAUCAUCAAUAUACCCCCUAGGGAUUCAUCUUAGUUUUAAUGAAUGAUAGGUAGGUGUUAAUACACACUUACCACAUAAUAUACCAUCAGGUAAAAGCAGUAGGAAAUAGGUUUUAUGGACACUUUCCUGCCAGCAUUGGAACUUCACAAUAGUUUGCUUCAAAUAUAUGCAUUGGUAUGUUCUACAUUCCAUUUGAUGAGUUCCUUCAUCCCUCAUGUGGCCUACAUAGCUUCUCCUUAUUGCAUUUAACCUGAUGAGCAUAAUAUUCUUUUUGAGAAACAGAGAUUUAUAAUGCAGGGACAGAAAAGUGCACAGGAUGGAUAAUUGGGUUGUAGGCUUCAAGGGUUCCUGAAGCUUAUGAUUAUUUCCACCUCUCGAAAUCUGUCAUAUAAUAAUAAAAUAAGUAUCAAUUCCCAGCUGAAACUGCUUUUGCAUGUAUAGAUUGAAAUUUAGCUUACACCUUCUUCCAUUGUAGGCAACAUGCAUGAAUAGCAAUUUCAUCCAUAGCAGCUUAUGGUAGUAGCAGGCCUAUGCUAAAUUAGCUUUCAACUCAAGGCCAGUUCUCUCAGCAACACAUCAUUUUAGGUAUUAAAUAAAGCUUCCAUGCUGUAUUUUAUCCAUUUAUGGGAAUUAUGGUAAUGCCUAAUACAUCCAACAUAUAUUUCUCAUUGAAUAUUUACCAUUUUCCCAUCCAUUUUUUAAGCAAGUUGAUAAAUCAAGACUGUAAAAUCACAAACUCACUCCAUUAUCACCUUGCUUAAAUGCUGUGAAGAUACACUUCCCACCGACUUCUAUGGCAUCUGAGCAGGUUUUAGGUGGCAUCAUUUUCAUCACCUUUCAUUUUUUGUGAUUUUUCUUUUCUUUAAUAAAUCAACAAAUCAUGGUAAAAAUAAAAUCUUGAUUCCGAAUAUUAAAACAUCUGCCCCUUAGUUAUUUUGCUGCAUGUGUUGCUUUACAUUGAAAAUCAGGUAUAUUUUAUAUUUAUAUAUAGGAAAGUAAUACCAAGACUUAUUUUACAGUCGUAUCAGGUGGUCUACUUUGAGUGAGUUAUGGUAAAGAACACAAUAACUGAAUUUACUAUCUUUAUGGGGGUUUAAACAGUUUUUGAAGUUGGCUUCCACUUGUGGCAGGCAGGCGGUAUUGGGUGGCAGGCAGGCGGUAUUAGUGCACAAGAGAAAUAAGGUGGUGAGAGUUGCUAAUAAACAUGUCAGGGCCACAAUAGUGUUUUAAAACACCAGGUCAUCUUAGGUGUAUUAUUAUGUGUAGAAUCUAGCAUUUAAAUAUGAGUAGGUUACAAUGCCACUUUAACUUGGAGUUUUCCUUUAAUACAUUAUAACACAAUGUGAAAGUUGUUUUAACUCACACAAGCAAUAAUUUGCCUAUUUCAUUUGAUGAAAGUGUAUAUUGUAUUUAACCCUCAUGUUUCUUUCAACAAUAUUUUUCCUUAUAUGGAAUUAUUAUGUGAUCUGAUUUCCAGCUGUUGUGAAAUAUGGAUCUAAUAUAUGCACUCUAUCCAAUGAUACUUACUUAGUUUUUUGUUUUCAGAAAAUUUUGUUUCUUCACUGCAACCUAUUUCAUUAUAUUUGAUUAUUUAAUG